This is a messenger RNA of Tachyglossus aculeatus (Australian echidna), 3124 nucleotides long. RefSeq names its product sperm associated antigen 1 (gene SPAG1). Bases 74 to 2551 code for a protein of 825 amino acids. The record is from RefSeq and is a predicted model, not a curated record. Gene Ontology annotation, cellular component: mitochondrion; cytosol. Gene Ontology annotation, molecular function: heat shock protein binding. The transcript is spliced from 18 exons. NCBI's taxonomy places the organism in Eukaryota, Metazoa, Chordata, Mammalia, Monotremata, Tachyglossidae.
GACGCCACCACGACCGUUUUCGAGCCAGCCCUUCUUUGGCUUAGGGGGAGCAGAGCUGAGCCUGUUGUUGGUUAUGACUUCAGUGAACACCUCUUCUCUCUGGGGCUAUGGAACAACUAAAACAUUUCAAAUUCCCAUUGAUCACCUGGACUUCAAAUUCAUUGAAAAAUGUUCUGAUGUCAAGCACUUAGAAAAGAUUCUUCGGGUACUCAGGUCUGGUGAAGAAGGGCACUACCCUGAACUUACAGACUGUUGUGAAAAACGUAUCGAAAGCUUAGCUCCGGAAAGUAGAGCUUUGCGAAAAGAGAAACCUGCAGCAACUGCAUCCAGUUUCACAGCAGAAGAAUGGGAAGAAAUCAGUGGUGAUAUGAAGAACUGGGUAGCAGAAAUAAAAAAAGAUGAAGACUCUCAAAUACAAAAUCCUAAAACAGGAAUAUUUCAGGAACUCUCGAACAAUUUGCCUCCAGUUCGUUGCCUUCAAAUUAUUGACAAGGAUGGAGAUUUGAAAAGUAAGCCAACAAAGACAAAGAAGAAAGUACCACGGGAUUACACAGAAUGGGAUAAAUUUGAUGCUGAAAAAGAGUGUUUAAAAAUUGAUGAAGAGAAUAAAGAAAAAAACAACAAACCAAACACCAGGCCGCGUUUGCUUAAAAUCGAGAAGAAAAUAGACACAGCAGGUCUUACUAAUAAAGAAAAGGAUUUUCUUGCCACUCGUGAAAAAGAAAAAGGAAACGAAGCGUUCAGUUCAGGUGAUUAUGAAGAGGCUUUCACUUAUUACACUAGGAGCAUAUCGGCAUUUCCCACUGUAGCUGCAUAUAACAAUAGAGCUCAAGCCGCAGUCAAACUGCAGAACUGGAAUAGUGUUUUUCGGGAUUGUGAAAAAGUACUAGAUUUGGAACCUGGAAACUUAAAAGCACUUUUGCGCCGGGCCUCUGCGUAUAAGCAUCAAAGGAAGUAUCAUGAAGCUAAAGAAGAUCUGAAGAAAGUGUUACAUGUUGAACCAGACAAUGAAAUGGCAAAGAAAAUCCUGUCAGAAGUUGAAAAAGAGCUGAAAAAUUCAGAGCCUGCCUCUGGGACUCAGAACAAAGGAAAAAGGAUGGUUAUUCAGGAAGUAGAGGACCUAGACGGUGAAACUGGAAGAGAAAAUGGAGAGGAACAUGAAAAUGACAGAGGAGAUAAAAGAACGGAAAGUGCGGAUGAACUAAAUAUUUUAUACUCAAAUGGAGCAGCGUGUGACCUAAAGGAGGGCAACUGCAGUGGCUGCAUUCAAGAUUGUAACAGGGCCCUGGAGCUUCAUCCGUUUUCUAUGAAACCCCUUCUGCGGCGAGCAAUGGCGUAUGAAUCUGCAGAGCAGUUUCGGCAAGCGUAUGUGGAUUAUAAAACAGUGUUGCAGCUGGACGGUGGAAUACAGGAAGCAAAUGACGGUCUUAGCAGAAUAACAAAAACUUUAAUAGAGCUGGACGGACCAACUUGGCGAGAGAAACUACCCGCUAUUCCAGUGGUUCCCCUUGCCGCUCAGUUGCCUAGCCUGGGUGGAAAGUGUUCUAAUGCAGAGAAUGGUGCACACGAAGAUACACAACCCAGUAAACAGCAGCAAGCGAAGAUCCCAGAUGAAUCCCCUGAAGAAAUGUUUCGAACGCUAAAGGAGGAAGGAAAUGCGUUUGUCAAGAAUGGAAACUACAACGAAGCUGUUUCUAAAUACCAGGAGUGUUUGAAGAUAAAUCCCAGUGAAGGUGUCAUAUACACAAACAGGGCCCUCUGCUAUUUGAAGCUCGGCAAGUUUGAAGAAGCCAAACAAGACUGUGAUCAGGUUCUUCAGCUUGAAUCCUCUAAUAUUAAGGCUCUCUACAGGAGAGCGCUUGCUUACAAAGGACUUGAGGACUACCAAGCCAGUUUGAAUGAUCUCAUCAAAGUUCUCCAAAUAGACCCAAAUAUUUCUGAAGCAAAGAAAGAGCUGGAAGAGGUAACACAGUUUCUUCAAAUGAAGAAUAAUACCUCACUCCCUGGCCGUGAAAAAGAACGGAAGAAAAUCAAAAUUCAAGAGGUGACUGAGGGUAAUGAAGAGGAGACGAAGACCAGAAGAUCAGAGGCAGUUUCAGUCAACUGUCUCGUGGCUGAGGAAAGUACUGAAACCAACAGGCCAGCAACAAUCGUGGAAAAACCACAGAUCUCCAAGCCCUCCAAUGCCUACGAGUUUGGACAAGUUUUAAGUGCCAUGAAUGCAAGGAAGGAUGGAGAAUCUUGUGCCCACCUUCUUUCUCUCAUUGAACCAGAAGAUUUGCCAGUGUUGCUGACUAACAAACUGGAAGGGGAUACCUUCCUUCUCAUCAUCCAGGCUCUGAAAAAUCAUCUUCUUGACAAUAAUCCCAUGCUGGCGUAUCGGCACCUCCUCUAUCUAAGCAAAGCAGAAAGGUUCAAGAUGGUGUUGGUACUACUUAGAGAACAUGAAAAACAGCAAGUUGAACUGCUGUUUGACCUCCUUUCGAAUAAACUCAACAAUCAGAUUCCAUUAGAAGAUUUGCAGAACCUAAAAAACGAUUAUGAACUUUAAACCCGGUUGACUUUAUAAUUUCACCAUGCUUGCAUUCCAUUAAUGUGUAUGGGGUAAGGCCACUCUUAGUUGCAUGGAUAGUCUAUCCUUUAAAAGAAUCCUCCAGACCUGGACUCUUAUUUAAAAAAAAAAAAGCAAAAAAACCUCUAUCCUUUUUGCAUAUUUGAAAACUUGAUGCUCUUUUAGUUGUAUAUAUUUUUAUUAGUUUUAACAAAGCUUUGUAUUUAAUACCCUGUUUAUUAUUUGACAUUAAUCUAUUUCAUAUUGUAAAGGGGAGCAUUAUCUCAUUUAUUAAAUGUAUUUCUCUGUUAGCCACUCAUUAGCGAAAAUGUUUGUCUAGGUUGCGUUUCCUUGGCUAUGAAAAUGAACACCUGCAAAGUAAGAUAUUUGUUUAGUUAUCUGGUUUUCAAUAGUGAAAUCCACAAUAAUACUGCUGCAGGAACUCCAUGCCAUGAAUGUAGAAAAUCGAUUUUUAUAGCAUUAGUACGCUUUGUUUCCAGCUAAGUUGAAAUGGAUUCAGUUGGUCAGACACACAUUGGUUAAACCCAUGGAGCAAUAUUGUCCUUGAAUAAA